UGUUUAAAGAAUCAAUUUUUUUUUUCAGGAGUUGAUCUUAUAAAGUAUCAUGGGUAAUUGCUGUGUGAAACCGGGUAAAUCUGCCGAAAAAAAGAACAAAAAGAACAACAGCAAACCCAACCCUUUUUCAAUUGAUUAUGGGGGUACUAAACAUGCCUCUGGGAGUGGAAACAAGCUAGUUGUAUUAAAAGAACCAACAGGGCAAAAUAUACAUGAUAAGUAUGAUUUGGGUCGUGAGCUCGGAAGAGGAGAAUUUGGGGUUACUUAUCUAUGUACUGACUUGGAAGGAGGAGAGAAAUAUGCCUGCAAAUCGAUAUCUAAGAAGAAGCUAAGGACUGCAGUGGAUAUUGAUGAUGUUAGGAGAGAGGUUGAGAUCAUGAAACAUUUGCCUGUGCAUCCGAAUAUUGUGACCUUGAAGGAUACUUAUGAGGAUGAUAAUGCAGUGCACAUUGUGAUGGAAUUGUGUGAGGGUGGGGAGUUGUUUGAUCGAAUCGUUGCUAGAGGCCACUAUACAGAGAGGGCAGCUGCUGGAAUUUUGAAGACUGUCGUGGAAGUCGUUCAGAUGUGUCACAGACAUGGGGUAAUGCAUCGUGAUCUCAAACCUGAGAAUUUUCUUUUUGGUAACAAGAAAGAAACAGCUCCGCUGAAGGCUAUUGACUUUGGGUUGUCUGUUUUCUUUAAACCUGGGGAACGCUUUAAUGAGAUAGUGGGAAGUCCUUAUUACAUGGCUCCUGAGGUCCUAAAGCGCAACUAUGGACCAGAGGUCGAUGUCUGGAGUGCUGGAGUUAUACUUUAUAUUCUUCUUUGUGGUGUUCCACCUUUCUGGGCAGAGACUGAACAAGGAGUAGCCCAAGCGAUUAUUCGUUCGGUGAUUGAUUUCAAGAGGGAUCCAUGGCCUAAAGUUUCUGAUAAUGCAAAGGAUCUUGUAAAGAAAAUGCUUGAUCCAGAUCCAACUCGACGACUCACAGCUCAUCAAGUUCUUGAGCAUCCCUGGUUACAGAAUAUAAAGAAAGCACCAAACGUCUCAUUGGGUGAGACUGUUAAAGCAAGACUAAAGCAGUUUUCAGUAAUGAACAAGCUCAAGAAAAAAGCUCUGACGGUUAUAGCUGAGUUUUUGUCUGCGGAGGAAGUCGCUGGAAUGAAGGAAGCAUUUGAAAUGAUGGAUACUGGAAAGAAGGGCAAGAUAAACCUCGAAGAACUUAAAGAUGGCUUGCAGAAGCUUGGCCAUCAAAUCCCUGAUGCUGAUCUUCAGAUUCUCAUGGAAGCGGCUGACGUUGAUGGAGAUGGAAGUUUAAAUUAUCCAGAGUUUGUUGCUGUAUCUAUUCAUCUUAGAAAGAUGGCCAAUGAUGAACACCUGCACAAAGCAUUUUCAUUUUUUGACAAAAAUCAGAGUGAUUACAUAGAAAUCGAAGAGCUUCGUAGUGCCUUGAGUGAUGAGGACGACAGCAACAGUGAGGAAGUCACCAAUGCCAUUAUGCAUGAUGUUGAUACAGACAAGGAUGGUCGGAUUAGUUAUGAGGAAUUUGCUACGAUGAUGAAGGCUGGUACGGAUUGGAGAAAAGCAUCGAGACAAUAUUCACGUGAACGUUUUAACAGUCUCAGCUUAAAAUUGAUGAGGGAUGGUUCAUUACAAGUUGAAAACAAAGUCUAGAUCAUCAAAAUCCAGAAGAAAGAAAUGUUGAAAAGAGGAGAA
This is a messenger RNA of Solanum verrucosum, 1693 nucleotides long. RefSeq names its product calcium-dependent protein kinase 8-like. Gene Ontology annotation, biological process: intracellular signal transduction; protein autophosphorylation; peptidyl-serine phosphorylation. Gene Ontology annotation, cellular component: cytoplasm; nucleus. The record is from RefSeq and is a predicted model, not a curated record. Gene Ontology annotation, molecular function: calcium ion binding; calmodulin binding; calcium-dependent protein serine/threonine kinase activity. The transcript has 9 exons. Lineage: Eukaryota; Viridiplantae; Streptophyta; Magnoliopsida; Solanales; Solanaceae. Bases 50 to 1651 code for a protein of 533 amino acids.